Adineta ricciae is the source of this 714-nucleotide messenger RNA. Lineage: Eukaryota; Metazoa; Rotifera; Eurotatoria; Adinetida; Adinetidae. The record is from the annotation of a GenBank genome assembly.
AUGAGUGGCGCGGUUUUGCUCCUACUAGUGCCGACCUCGUUUAUCCUUGGUACACUGAUAGUUCAUCAAUCAUACCAAUCUUCGCCGAAUUUUCUUCCUAAUAGAUGGAAAUUCAACGCUAUACCUGUUCGGGUGACCAGUCCGGUCAAUGUCGAAUUCUUCGUUAUGUCAAAGUGUCCUGAUGCCAAGAAAUGCGAAACAUUAUUUUCUCCAAGUCUAUUGAAACUUUCAUCGAUUGUCAAUUUCACUCUCUCAUUUAUUGCUUAUGAAUCGCCAUGGAAUCAAAUUCAAUGCAUGCAUGGUCUAGAUGAAUGCACGGGUAAUAGGCAACAAUUAUGCGUACAAGAUAUGUAUUCCCAAGCAGUAUUUAUUCGAUAUCUUCAAUGCCAAACGAGAGAAUUUUAUGCGAUACCACGCAACGGUGCACAAUGCGCGAAUGAAUCGUCGAGAAAUGUUAUCAAUUGGAGAGACGUUGAAUCGUGUGUGACAUCGGAAAAGUCGAAUGAACUAUUUCAUCGAUCGCUUGAACGAACACGCUUAGCAUCAGCAAGAAAAUCAUGUACGAUUCAUUUGAAUGAAUUUCAUAUAAUUUUAUUUCCUCUGGGUUUUUCUGUUGUAUAUAACAAGCGAGGUGAGCAACCCGAUAAUCUAUUAGCAUAUGUGUUCACACGAGUGUUUACGCGAAUAUUGAUAAUCGCGAAAAUACCUAAUUGA